AUGAAGAUUUUGGAGAAGAUGGGAGUGGAGGAGUGCAAUUCGUGCAAGCUUCCUAUGGAACCAAGAACAAAGUUGAGCAAAGUUGUUGAAGGUGAAAUAUUAGUUGAUACAACAUUAUACAGGAGUAUAAUUGGAAGCCUUAGAUAUUUGGUCAAUACAAGAUCAGAUAUCACCUUCUCUGUUGGUGUUUUGAGUAAAUUCAUGGAGAAGCCUACAACAACUCAUAUGGCAGCAGUAAAACAAAUCCUGCGAUACAUCAAAGGUACUUUGAACAUUGGUUGUGUGUAUUUGAAGAAACAACCAGAUAUGGAUCUUGUUGGUUACUGUGAUAGUGACCUUGCUGGAGAUAUAGAUGACAGAAAAAGUACCACUGGAAUUCUAUAUUUUCUUGGCAGCAGUCCAGCUGGAAGCAUUGAUUUGGUGUAUGUUAAUACUGAAGUUCAAUUGGCUAUAUGUUGA
This is a messenger RNA of Manihot esculenta (cassava), 459 nucleotides long. RefSeq lists its product as uncharacterized. The record is from RefSeq and is a predicted model, not a curated record. Lineage: Eukaryota; Viridiplantae; Streptophyta; Magnoliopsida; Malpighiales; Euphorbiaceae. The transcript has 2 exons. Bases 1 to 459 code for a protein of 152 amino acids.